Molecule: messenger RNA, 9668 nt
Organism: Biomphalaria glabrata
Lineage: Eukaryota; Metazoa; Mollusca; Gastropoda; Planorbidae
Exons: 15
Coding region: 149-7780 (2543 amino acids)
Molecular function (GO): protein binding
Source: RefSeq, a predicted model, not a curated record
ACAAUGCAAUGUCAUCUAGUCAGAAUCUUUUUACAGGUGGAAAGAUGUUUUGGAAAUAGUGUGUUUUCUAUCCUAGUAGAAAUGCAACAGCAAUGUAUGCGUGUUGUCUACAGUAGGUGACACAGAUACAUAUGAAAAAUCGGUGUAAAUGGAAUUUCAAGAGAUGGACAGUAAUGUUACAGGAUCAUCAGUCGUAUAUUUUUCAAACGAUACUUCUGAACCAAACGAGAGUAGAUCCAGUAACCACGAUGCUAACGCUAACAGUGUAAACAUUGAUCCAAAUGAUGUUUCAAGAUUCACACAACAGCACCUGGGGGAGGGGGUACUCGAAGGUGGCUUUGUGCCAGAUGAAUGUGUGGACAGUAUUGUUUAUGAAGAAUACGAAGUUGGAGACACUGUGGUAUCAUCAACAGAUAAUAAUGAAGCAUUAUAUUCCUUUGAUGCUGAUCAAGACUCAAACAGCAGUUCUAAUGCUGGGAACCAGUCAGCUGAUCAUGAAAACACUGCUGAAACAGAGACAUUGAGUAGUAAGGCUGACCAUGAAGAUGGGAAAUGCAAAGAGAAAUUCAAUGUUGAAUCUCUCAACUAUGAACUACAAGUUGGCUACAGGAUAUUAAGCAAUAUGAUGAGUGCCAGCAACAGAUGUGUUAACAAGCUCUUUCUAUAUCCAGUAGAUGAUAACUAUCCAGAAACAUCAGAUUAUUAUGAAAAAAUUAAAGAGCCUAUGUGGAUGUUUAAAAUGAAAGAAAAAUUUGAAAAUCACCAGUAUAAGAGUUUGACUGAUUUCAUGGCAGACUUUCGUUUGAUGAUAGAAAACUGCUACCGUUUUAAUGGGCCUGAUAACUUUGUAUCAAAAAAGGCUCAAAAGUUGGAGACAAUGAUGAAGCAGAAAAUAGCACUUUUAUCAAGAGAUUUGAGAGAUAAAAUCUAUGAAAAAAGCUGUGAAGAGGAUGUUUUAGCACCAGGAAACAAAAGACGAAUAAAAAAUCCAAAUAUGUUAGAUGAUUCAUCACAACAGCUUCUUUCCCAGCUUAGGAGAGACAGAGAGAUGCAAGAAAAAUCCGAUCGUCGCCAGAAAGUUGAGGACAGAAAAGCCAUGGAACAGGCCAAAAUGCAGGAUUUGCAGGAGUGGGAAGAUAGAAUGUUAGGUCCAGAUGUUAAAGACAAAAUAAGAACUAUGUGGGAACUCCCUCAAAUUGGCCUGUUUGUUUACUUGUGUAUGGAAAGUCUUGGUCUUGAAGAAGAAGUGACUCAGUACCAGUUAGAGAGAGGCUUAGCUUUACCAAGAGAAUGUUCAGAUUUCAGGCGACUGAUGACAUGUUUACUUUCCACUCCACAUCAGAGAAAAAGCCUGAAAAGUUUUAUGCCUUAUCAUGUAUGGAACAAUAAACUGACAGACAAAAUUGACUAUUUUUACAAAGUUCUUGCAGAAAAGAAAGGGAAUUCUAUUCAGGCUUGUUAUAAACUGGGUCUCGAUACAAGGGCUUUCAGAAUGAUGGGUAAAAGUAAUCCUUUGCAGAAGAAAAAAUUCCAUGAAUUGAGUUUUCUGAAAAGAGUUUGGAUUUUAAAGAAUUAUUGUGACUUUUGCAUGGAGACUCAGCAAUACCUUCAGAAAACAAUAGAUGAUGUAGAAGUUGUCAGACCUAAUGAUGUUCGAGAAGUGUUACUUGGGUCUGAUGGAAGGGGAUAUCGAUACAUCAAUUUUCCAAUGUUCACUGGAAAAGAUAUCAGAAUAUUCAAGCAUGCCAAAACACCAGAACCCAGUCUUGAAUCUUUGGAGAUGUUAAAUUGGUCUUUGGAGGAAAAGCCUUCUGCUUCAUCAUCCCGAUGUUCUACGCCAGUUAAUCAAAGAAAUAGCCGUGCGAGUGAAACACCAUCCACUUCUCUUAGGGCUAGAGCUCUGUUGCAAGCGGCCGAGUCUAAAGAAGCAUCACCUUUUCGAGACUCCAACAAAUCCCUUUCUGAUGCUCCAGAUAGUAAAAAUGACUCUUCAUCCUGUGACAUUGCAGAAUCUAAUUCAAUCAAUAGUAAACUAGGCAGCACUAAGAAACGAAAGCGCACUGGUAUAUUUAAUGGUAAGCGAAAGCGUUUCAAAGCUGGCAUCAAGAAGCCCACAGUUCCUGAUAAAACUACAGAGAGUGCUGCUGUCAAUGGAGAGGAUUGUGAAGAUGUAGAUACAAGUGAUAAUCAUAUUGGUGAUAAUAGUUUUGUGGAUAAUUUAAACAAGACUGCUGAAUUAAAUGACAUUCAAAAUCAGAAUGGAAUACUGAGUACACAGGUGUUGCCAUCUUUGAAUUCUGAUGAGAAAAUGUUGACACAAGAAGAGCUGCAUGAAAACAGUAAAUCUCCACAAAGCACUUCUAAUCUGGAUGACACCUCUGACAGUCGAGACAAGAACUCUGUGACUUCUGGUGCCGACAGUGAUGUGUGGAAGGAGAACAAGGAGAAUUCUAAGAAUGAUGAGAACUUAGUCAAUACAAAUGUCGACAAAAAAGUGUCACCCAUUCAGGGCACGGAGAUAAAAUGUGAACUCCCAGAAGAAAGUCUAGAGAAUAAGAUUGUCAACUCUUCUCUUGUAGACACUAACAAGGGUGAUGACAAAACUAAGCUUAAGACAGCAGAAGAGGCUGUUGACAUAAAUGUCAAGGCAGAGGUUAAAGAUGAGCAUGGAAAUGACAGUUUGGACAAAGUCAAAUCAGAGGAUGUUAAGAAAGAGGAAGAAGAUGAUGCUGAGACUGAUGAAGAUGAUCUUCCUGAUGUUGGCUGUAUUGAGCUGGUGGCAGAGAGUAUGGAGGAAAUCAGACAACUUAUGAACAAACUCUCAAACCCUGAACCCGUUAAAAGAGGGAAACGGACAUAUCCUGGGAUGAUGAAACCCUGUGAAGAAGAGCUUUUAGCAAAUGUUACUCGUUUUUAUGACGAACUUUUGAAGUAUGAGAAAAGUCUGAGCAAUGCCAGAGUUAGUAUGCAGUCAAAGCUUCGUAAAGAAGUAGAAAGCUAUGUGGAGGAAACUAAAGGCUGGGAUAGUGACCAUUCACAGAGUAGCCAAGAUUCCAGUGAGGAGGAGGAAGUAAUAUCCAAGCCAGAACCAGAUACAGCAGUCAGGCAGUCUAAAAAACUCAAGCCAAAGCAGCCUUCUACUACUGCCUUGUUAUCAUCAGCUGCUUCCAAGCUGAACUCUAUCACUGGGGAAGGCCAUGAAGACAGCAAUGACAGUUAUGAGCUGGACAUUAGUUCAAGGGGACGCUUGAGAAAGAGACGUGUCAUUCCAAACAAUACUGAAGACACUGGGCUGAAGAAAAGAAAGAACCUUACCAAUCAAGAAAGUAUUUACUCAACACAGGCACCUUCUGUGGCAUCAAGUUUAGCCAUUUUAAGUAAAGCAGAUACUGUCACAGCAGCAACAUCUAUUAGGACCAUCUCAUCAACUCAGCCUAAUUUAUCAUCUAGUAUCAUGUCCAUGCUCAGAUCACCUCAGCCGAACUCUGCUAUUAAAGCCCAGCUGUCCUCUCCAGCUGGCCAGGUCCUGCGUCUAGUCUCCCCUGGUACAGAUGGCAUUAGGACUAUACGUGUUUCUGGCAAGCCCAACAUGAUUAUCUCAUCCCAGAAUUUAUCCAACCUUAGGUUUAUAACCAGCACAGGUGUUGUCAGCUUGCCUAGAAACACUGUUACCACAUCUACCACUCAGGCAUCUCAUCCAGUCAUCCAGCAGCUGUUGCUAAACCAGGCAAAGACAGUGGCACAGACAACAACCAAAACUGUCAACUCUAUCCCAACCAGGCCUCUACCUGCACAAGGUGUUGAGGCUUUAUUUUCUGGCCCUGCUAGGAUGUCCAAUGUGCUUUCUGUCCCAUCCAGGCCUCUACCUGCACAAGGUGUUGAGGCUUUAUUUUCUGGCCCUGCUAGGAUGUCCAAUGUGCUUUCUGUCCCAUCCACUGUGUCUUCCAAAUUAAUAUCACCACAGUCUGGCAGCCACACAGGAAGUAAACAAGUGCUUGAUAUUGGUUUGUCUGUUACCCAGAUUCAACAGCUUAUCAGGAACCAGGCCAUACAAAUUAACACAGGAACUGGUAAUCCAGCAACUCUAGUUCUCAGUGCAGGACUUCAGUCCUUAUCUAGCAAACCUAACCCUGUAUCUGCUGCCACAAUAAACCUUGCUGCUAGUGCACAGCUCAGGAUGCCUUCUAAUGUCACUGCCUCAAGCCAGCCAACUAAGGUUGCUGUUUCUGGAGUUUCAUCUUUGUUGUCAACCAUUAACAAAAGUGCAACACCACAGUCUCAAGUUUGGCUCAGCAAUAAAAGUGUCCCUGGACAAGGCUCACCACAAGUCAUACGUCCUCAGUUUAGUCCAGUGGUGAGGGUGAACAGUUCAUUGAAUACUGAACCUGGCAGCAAUUCUAAAAUAAGCAUGACCUCUGCACUGGCCAUAGUUUCCAGAACCAAUGUCACAGUGAGCUCUGUGGCUGGUAAGGUGGUAGCACCCACCAACCUUCAGAAGGCAGUAGUCAGACAAGGCAGUGUCAGAGCAGUUGUCUCAGUCGCACAAAAACCAAUACCUAAGAUUAUUAGUUCACUGAACCCAAUGACUACAAGGAUGACAUUAGCCUCUAGUGUGAGUGUCACUCAAACUCCCCUGGUUUCUUCCACAUCUCAGGUUAGCACUGGCGUGUCCCUUGAACUAACAAAAGCUAAAGUAAUUAAUGUUCCUCUUCUGAGCACUGCUAAGAAAUAUGCCAGCAAUGUGACAGUGAAGGCUCUUUUGGAGAAUCGAGGUCCAAAGAAGUUAGGUGAGGAAGAUGAAUCUGGCCAGGCUUCAGAUACAUUUGGAGAUUGUACCAAUGACUCAGAAAGCACUUAUGAAGACCAAAAUACUUGCAUUAAUGUAUCCAACAAAAUUGACCCUGUCCUAAAAAAGAACUCAUUCUCUCUUGCCAAUACAACUGCUGUGACCACACUAAUACCCCAUACACAUCCUUUGUCUGUGGAUACAGGGAUCCCCUCUAGAAAUGUAACAUCCUCUGAAGUCAUUGUUCCAACUGUAAAUAUUAAAGUUCCUUCUCCUAACACACUACCCUCUGUACUUCAUAAUAAAAAUGGUACUACCAUUGUUCAGUCUACCAAGGUUCCCAUACCUGUUGUGUCAGAGGCCAAGACUGGUGAUAGUCCAAUCAACCAGCAAAACUCAUCUGUCAAUACUGUCAACCCACUUGCCAAAGUCAACAGUGGCAUGGUCAUCUCUUCUUCAUUGGCUAAUGCGAACAGCAGUGCUAUAAGGAAUGUGGGCUCUGCUCUAGUUAGCCAACCAAUAACUAGUUCUGUGAAUACCAUGAAAAAUGUUAUGUUAAAAGUGACUUCACAGCCAGGUGGGCCUGGCCAGUUUGUUCAGGGCUACAUGACUCCAAGAGGUUUAGUGAUUCCCCAGGCAGCUCUCUUACAGCAGCAGCAAAAUAGUAAUGUUAUUAGUUUGAAUGUCUCACAGCCUGGUGCCAUUACUCAGAUUCAAGCUGGUGGUAUAUCUCAAAUACAAGCUAGUAACAUUACAACUGUGCAGCCUGGCAGUAUCCCCCAAAUCCAGCAAGGUACUCAGCCAACAUUUCCCAUGGCUAAUGUUAACCAGCAAUCUAUAACACACCAACUUCAACAGCCAUCCUCUCAGCAGAUUCUUAUCAACUCACCUCCUUCUUCAACUGGUAUGGUGAAUAACAACACUAACCCCAACCUCAAAGUUAUGUUCUUGAAUUCCACAGUUACCUGCAGCCAGUCUUCCUCCACCACCAACAGUAUUAUGACAUCAGUCCAGCCAAGCAAUACUCCAGCCUCAGAGCUGGUUAAACAGCUGGCUAAUAACUCACACAUCCAAAGCAAUGGGCCACAAUCAGUAGCCAUUAGCCCAGGAGCUAAUCCACAAAACCAACCCCAUAUUCUUAGUAAUAUGAUCCAGGGAACCAGUUUGCAGAUCAGUAACUCAACAAUUUUGCCCACUCAGACAAUUUUGAAUGCAGGUGUUUCACCACAGUUGGCACAGAUCUUCACUUUGCAACAAGGCAGUGCCAUGCACCAACAGCCCAACAUUGUGAUUACAACAACCAAGCCAUCUUCAGUUCAGAGCAAACCAUCAGUUGUGUCCUUACAGCUUCAGCAACUUGGACAGUUUCUGAAUUUGGGCAGUGUUUCCCAAGUUCAGUUGCCACAACAACAGCUGGCUUCCCUCCAGCAACUUGGUAACACCAGUAGAGUUGGGCAACCUAACCAGGUGUUGCAGUUAGCCAUCAAUCCCCAGGUAGGUGGCCAAACCAUAAUGGCGGCUCCACAAGGUCCUCAAAUUGUCAGGGUUGCAACCCAGUUGAGUCCACAAGUCCAAAGCCAAGGGUUACCUCAGAUGCAGCCCCAAAACAAUAUUAUCAUUCAACAACAGCAGGGUCAGAAUAUAGUUGUUCAGCAACAGGGUGUUAUAGGAAAUGCCAGCCAGCAGUUAUCUACCUUACAGCAGGCCUCCAAGGCUUCAACUUUAGCCACAACCAAGAUUACUACUAGUGUUGGUCAGAAUUCAAACAAUCUUGUUAUAUCUCAGCUGCAGUCUUCAGUUUCUACACCCACCCCCAUUAACCAAAUCCAAUAUGUUCUGAAUUCUUCACCAGGGACACAGCCAGGGGUUUCUGCACUCAAUAAGAUAUCUGUUGGGUCCUUAACUGGCACAGUUAACAGAAUCAUAAGAGCAGACUCAGGUACAACAUUACAAGUGCUACCACCACAAGGAACUGUGUUAACCAAUGCAUCCAGGCAAGCUGCAGCACUUACAAACAAAGGAGCUGUGUCCCAAAUGAUCAUCCCAAAUACAGCUCCUGGCCAGUUUCUCAUUUCACCUGUUAAACUAGCCCCACAGAAUCAACAAGCGAAUCUUAUCAGUCCUAUCAAAUAUAUAGGUGCUUUGCAGAGUCCAAGUUCAGUGUCAGGUCAGAGUUCUAACCAGUUUGUUAUCAGUUCAGCAAUGGCUGGUUUACCAGCUCAAGUUUCUGUUAAACCUUCAGUCAUCUAUGCCAGUCAGGCCAAUGGUGAUAAAAAAGAGGGUAAAGUUGCACAGUUACUGCUUGGUCAGCCAUCCAACUCCCAGCAAGCCAGCAGUGCAGUAUCUGUAACAUCUGGACCAAAACUGGCUGGCGGUGAGUCAAAGACAAUUUUAUACAAGAUAGGAGACCAGUACUUCUCUCCUGCCAGCAAUGUGUCUGGUACCAACCUCCCACAGGUGUCCACAAACAUAAUCCCUGCAAUGGUUGCCAAUGCUAAAACAGAUGUCCAAUUAUUGGUUCCCCCUGCUUGUAUUGAGGCAUCAGAUCAGAUUCUCAAGCACACCACUACAGUAACAUCAACCAACAUGGUACCUACAGCUACACCAACAUCAAACCAGAUUCUUGUACAAAAUCGCUCCGUGAGAAACACUGAACAAUCUACUGGCUCAGUAAAUGGAAUUCAUCAGGGCAAUGCUCAGUUUUCAUUCUCUUUAUCUGGUCCAACUACUCUAAGUAACAAGUCAGCUCAUAGAGCUGAUGGACUAGUCUUGGUAAAUGGUCAGGCCUCAGUCAGCAACCAUAAUACAAGUAAAGUUGUCUCUCAAGAUGCAAUGAGUAAGCUUACCUCUUCCAAAGCCCAGUUCCCCUCUGACCAGAUUUCUGGUCCAAUGACUCAAUUAAGACCAAUGUCUAAUGAUGAAUUAACUCUUCAGGAGCAAAAUGAAAAAGAAGCUGCACUCAAUCUGCUGACACUAGCCAACCAGAAUCUUUAACCUUCAAACUAGUAGCUAGUACAUUGCUGUCACUACUUAGUAUAUCCCAUCACUACUUAACACACAUUUCUUCUUGUUACUAAGUUCAUUAUAUUUAAUUGAUUUUGAUGGUUGUUGAACACUUUGUUUAAAAUUUCAUUUGGUGUCAAAACUUUCCACAGCAAACAUUUAGAAGUAGGGCACUUGAAUUUGAUAGUUUGAUUGAAUUCCAUUAAGGGAGGACUUUUUUUUUUCUCUUACAUGUUUGACCUAAACUAUUGAGAUGUAAAGAUGAUAAAUAUGUGCAAUAUUUGAUUUUGUGAUGAAUACUAGUUUUAUAGGAACAGUGAGUCGUAAGGAACAUAUUAUGUAGAUCUAGUUUUAUAAGAGUGAUAAUUUCAGUCAGAGUCUUUAACAUGUAUUUUAGGACCAUGUUAGAAAGUUUUAUGUAGAAAUGAAUCUUUAGUUGUUCAUGCUGUGUUUAGCAAUGUACUGUUUAUACAUGUCUUUGGCUUCCUCAUUGAGUACAUCUCAUCAAGAGGGUAUCCUCACAGCAUGAUUGAUGUCAUUGGUUUAUUUGUACUUUGAGAAUGUUCAACACUAUGUGUUGAUGCCUGGCUGCCUUUCUGUCAAGUCUUUUCAAUGAGCUUUUAUUUGGAUUUGUUUCCAAUUAGAACCUUGAGACUCUAGGAAUACUGAGAGUGUACAGUAUGUAUUGAAGAACUAGACUAUUUAUGUCACACUUUACACACUUGCUGAUUGUAUGUAAGUAAACUUGUCAGUAGGUUUAUUUGAGCCAAACAUUGAUUCAUUUUAAUUUAUUAUACAAUAAUUCUAUUGUACUCUAAAUUCAGUAACAAAACUAAUGUAUUUCUUUGUUUUACUGGCAGCAAACUAGAAGAAACAUUUCUUUUGCAAUGCUGCUACUUUGUGUUUUUUUUCCAUUUUUAAAGAAAAGCAAGUGCAUCUGUUUUUGUGUGUGUUUUAAUUCCAUGUAUUCUUUGGACUUGAUUGUUGUUGGGUUAGCUAGUUUUUUCCAUUACACAUGUUUUGUUCUUUUUACAAAUAGUUUUGUUGUUUUUAAUUGAGUACAAACCAAAAAAUAUCUAAAUCUCUACACUCUAUUUUGGGUGUUUGCAGGCUAUGCUGCUCCUUUGAAGGUGUCUCAUAUUUCAUUGCAAGUGCCUUAGAACAUUUUGAUUGCAAAGAUAUUUUUUUUCAUUACAUGCAGUGAGUACUACAUUUUUUGGGACUAAAUUCAAAGGUAGGGAUGAUUGGUUCCAAAAACAAGAUGGUCUCUCUAUUCAUUUCCUAAUGGACCAUGCUCCAGAAAAUAGAAAACAUGUACAUUGGUUAUAUUUGGCUAUAAACUCACUUAAAUUGUUUAACUGCUUCCACCAACAUGUAACAGUUUGAAUUUACCUACUAGAAACCACAAGAAACUCAAAACAUUCUCCUCAUGGCCUAGCACAUGAGAGGUUAGAAUUGUGUUUGAACCAUCAGUAUCUGAUGUGUGCUAUUUGUUGUCAUGGAGUAGUGUAGUGGACACUACAGUAUAAUUUGUUUCAAAUAUAUUCUAUACAGGCAUAAUGUAUGUGUGUGAUGAAUGUUAGUUUGUUUUAGAGUCUUUCCACUACAAUUGUUAGUGAUAUUUUUUAAAAUCUCAAUACCUAUCCAGCAUGUUUCUAGACUAUUGGCACUUUAUAAAGGGCAAUGGAGAAACCCUAAUUCUUACUAGAAAGAAAAACUGUAAAUAAACUGCAAUAGUCUAAUUGUGUACAUAGUUAGAUGACACUUUCAUGUUUUCUGCUGUUAUGUUGGUUACAUUCCAUUAACACUACUUUGGAGUUCACUGUCUGGCUCAGAUCAACUGCUCUAAAUAGCACAAUAAAAACAAGUAUCAAUUCCA